AAAAUCCACUUUAUCUGGAUCAAACCGGAGGUCCCUAAAGGUAAAUACAGCAUUCCACUUCUGAUGCUGCACGGGUACCCAGGGUCCGUGCGCGAGUUCUACGACGUUAUUGAUGACAUCAUCAAGCCCACUGGCCGGGACUUCGUGGUCGAAGUCGUGAUCCCUAGCUUUCCUGGAUUCGGUUACUCAGAUGCUACCAACUACCCAGGACUCGGUACUGCAGAGAUGGCGUUCAUAUUCGAGAAACUGAUGACCAGAUUGGGUCACGAGCGGUUCUACGUCCACGGGGAGACGCGGGGCUGUCAUAGGAAAUAACUUGGCCACCUUCUUCCCUGAAAAAGUUCUAGGUUACCACUCGACCAUGGCUGUGGCGACGACAGAUGAAGCACUAUCUCUCAUCACCGCGGGGUCGGUGUACCCGGCGGCCCUCAUGUCAGCCGACCUGAUCAGCCGCUUGUACCCGUUGAAGAACACGUUGCAGUACCUCGCGCAGGACUUCGGCUACUUCCACAUACACACUGCUAAACCUGAUGCUAUUGGAUUGUGCGUCGGCGAAACUCCCACGAGUCUCCUGGGCUGGUUCCUGCAUUUGUUCUCUAUAUUUAGCAGGAGAACUAACGGCGACGAUCCCAUGGGAGGGCUGGAGAUAUACUCCCGCGACCAGAUCAUUGACAACCUUAUGAUCUACUGGGACACUGAGACAGCCACCACCUCCAUCAGAAUGUAUGCGGAAACCAUCAAUUUGAGGAAUCUCCGCUCAGGAUAUUUCAGAGUUCCCACGCCAGUUCCGACUAUCGCUGUGCAAGCUCUGGGCGAGAUAUUUUACAUGCCUCCAGCAGCUCUGAACACCAAGUUCACCAACCUUGUGGCGGUGGACGUCCUCGACGACUACGGACACUUCCUUGCUUUGGAACAGCCGAAAAUCUUUGUGGAGUUGCUGCUCAGUGGUCUACAGAGGAUCAUCCAGUUCAGCAAACAGAACAUGAAUGGAGAUGCAGAAGGCGGCAACUAUGUUUAGUUUGAGCAUUAAAUUGUAUACUUAAGGAAUAUUUCUAGAAAGAAAUGAAUUUAAUUUGAAA
This is a messenger RNA of Manduca sexta (tobacco hornworm), 1079 nucleotides long. Its product is annotated as juvenile hormone epoxide hydrolase-like. Gene Ontology annotation, biological process: epoxide metabolic process. Lineage: Eukaryota; Metazoa; Arthropoda; Insecta; Lepidoptera; Sphingidae. The record is from RefSeq and is a predicted model, not a curated record. Gene Ontology annotation, molecular function: epoxide hydrolase activity. Bases 362 to 1018 code for a protein of 218 amino acids. The transcript is spliced from 7 exons.